AUGAAUUGGAAAAUUUUAGGGGACUUUAUUAGUUUAAUCAUUUAAACAAACUUAUCACCUUCCCUAAAUAAUUAGUUUUUUACUAGUUUUCAGAUUACAUUUUAUUACUUGUAAUUAACAUACUUUUUAGUGAGUGAAAAUCAUGAAUACAUUUAUCGUUUGAUAAAUACUUUAUCAAGAAUUAGUUUAAUCACUCCAAUAUUUAUAGAUUCAUAUUCCAUAAAUAUGUUAAUAGGAAUAAUCAUAAUUUUGAUAAAUAUUGUACCUUACAUCAUUAUUACAUACAGAAAGAUUACUAAUAAAAAUAAUAACAUUUCUAAAAGUAUUUUGCAAGUAAGAAUAUAAUAUAUAUUAAAGAUGUCAACAAUGAUUGUCAAUUAUUAUUUUCUUUAUUUUUCUUGGUUUUUAUAUUUACCAUAACUUUACUACGUAGGUUGGAAUUACAUCUAUUCAAGUGCUUCACUUCUAAUUCUAGCAUCAAUAGUAUUAAUACUUACAAUUCUAAGUCUUAUUAUUUCAAAUGUCUAUUUUAUUAAUUUUGAAUUCAACGAAUAACAUUUAAGAAAACAUUUUUCUUAUAGUGAUUUAUUAGCAUAAUUAUUAAUGAUACCAAUGGCUUUAUUAUACUUAAAUAAUGAUACAACAACUCAACUUAUUAGUAGGAUAUUACAUGGUUUAAUAUUAAUUAUUCAGAUAUAUGAUGCAUAUUUCUCAUUGCCCUUAGGGUAAUAUAUUUAUUUAAUAAAUAGAUUUUCAGCAUCAGGUUUAAUAUUAAAUAGAGCUUUAAUGACACAUUCAGUAAUUUUUACAUUUUCAUCAAUUAAAGCUUUAAGCACAGCUAGUCCUUAUAGCUUAGCUACAAUUAUGUUGAUAAUGCAACCUGUAGUUUAAUAUUUGUUUUAAAUUCUAUUUGAGAGUAAGAGAUCAAAUGUCUAUAUAUCUAGCAAUAUAACUAAAAAUUAAUAUUAUGAUUUACUUUAUAUAGAAGAUUUUUUUGAAUUAAGUUAAUUAGCAUAAAAAAAUAAAUAAAUUGAAAUUGAAUUUAUUUAAAAAUUAGUAUUACAUACAAAUAGAUGUAAUUCAACAAAAUGUUAAUGUAGAAAAAUUGAACCUUCAAAAAUUCUAUAAUUUAAUUAAAUUGUUAUAAUGAUAUCAUGUUUAUUUAAGGGUAGUUUUGAAAAAUAUAAACAUCAUUAAUUAAAUUUAAGAGUAUUUGAAAUUUUUAGCCUUAAAUUUUUAACAUUUAUAAAUAAAUAUAAACAUAAUGCUCCAAAAAGUUAUUAAGAAUUAAAGAUUUUAUUUUAAAAAAAGAGAGAUUAUUCAUUUUAUUUUAUUUAAAUGUGUCUUGUAUUAUAAUAAAUACUAUAAGCAUAAUUAAGAAAGGAUGAAGACUAUAAUAUUAAUAAAGAUACAAGAGUUUCUAAUGUUAAAUUAUAAGUAAGUAAAAGUGAACAUAGUAUUGUUUAAGAUCUAUAUUAAAUGGAAUAAGUUAAAAAUAAUAUUAUACCAUUAUUAUUAUAAGUAGGAUAAUUUAAAUAAUAAUUUUGGAAAUCUUUUAAAGAAGGUAAAUUUUCAGAAUAUUCUUAAAUUGAGAAAGAAGUUAGAAAAUUAUAAUAAUUGCGAGAUAAUCUAAUAUUAUAAUUUAAUGUAUAUUAACCAAUAUUUUAUCAUAAUGGUAGAACUUUUAAUGUUUAAUUCUUAAAAUUUAAUGCAUUGAUUAAUUUACUAUUAUUUAAUAAUUUAAGAAAGUAUUUUGAAUUGGAAAAAGGUAAAUAAUAUAAUUAUUAAUAUAAUAGAAAGAAAAGAAAUUUUACAAUUUGAGAAAAGUAUGAAUUCAUUUGAAAUAACUAAUAUUAAUUUCUUUAAAGGUGAAGCAAUAUCUGUAAAAGUUUGUAUAGCAUUUGGACCCAAUAUUGGAAAAGUGAUGAAUAAAGUUAUUUCUCCUUUGAUUCCAAAAUUCUUUGGAUUUGGUCAUUUUUAACAUCCACUUAAUUCAUUUAUUGAUUAUACUAAAGGUAAUAUUAAUCAAUUAAUGCCUGCUUGGCUUGAACCAGUUCAUGAUGAAAUGAUGCAAAAUUAUAUAAGAAGAGGUGUUACAGCAAGAAUUGGUAAAUAUUUUUAAACAUUUGCUAAAUUAUAUGAUAAAACAUUAAUAAAAUGUUAAGUCUAUUUGGCUCAUAAUUUUAGUUAAGAAUUAGAAGAUGAUUUUACAAUGAUAGGAUGUCUUAAAUCACUUGAAGAAGAAUAACCUAAAUUUAUAGGGGAUGAUGGAAAACGAUUGAAAAAUGUAGCAUUUAAAGGGUAUUAGUAUGUAUUAUUUGAUUUGAAUGGAAAUAUUAUGGGGAUUACUAGAGGUAUAUAUAAAAUGAUAGAAAAAAUGUAAAGAUUAGUAGUAAAUAAAGGAACAUAUCAUGAAAUAGAUUAACUUAAAUCUAGUAAUAAUAUAUCAAAAUCUGAUAAUUCUUCAUAAGAAUCUGAAAGGUAAAAGUAAUUUAUAUGAUAAGUUAUAAUGCAUUUGAUUAAAAAUGGUCCAAUAUUGAAUUAUCAAUUGAUGAUUUUUAUGGGAAAGUUUUUAUAUGGAUGAUAUUACCAUUUAUUUCUAGAGAAAUAGAAUCAACAGGAAUAGAAUUUUUAAUGAAUGGAUAAACACCUCCAAAAAAUAGAUAUUAAAAUUUAACUGAUUUAGAUAUUAGUAAUCUUUUAGUUUAAAAUAAAGAAACAUAUUUAUUUAUUCCAGAAGAUAUUAAUUUAUUUGUAUAAUAAUAUGAAAAAAUACUUUAAAAGAUUGUUGAUGAUGUAAGAGUGUAAUCAAAUAAUUUUUCAUCAGGUAGUGCAUAUAAAGCUUAAAAAAGUGAUUAUUAAGAGAUAGAUUAAUUCAAUACAGUUACUAUUUUUAAUGAAAAGUUAUGUGUAUUCUUUUAUGAUGAACAUUUAAAAAGACAUUAGACAUUAAAUUUUGGUUAAACAAGGUAAUCUGAAAUGGUAAAAGUGUAAGGUAAACCAUCAUCACGAUCAUCCAUAUAAGAAAAAUAAUCAUCAAAUAGCGAAAGUUAAGAAGAUAGUGAAUAACUCAAAACAAGAGCAGAAAGAAUAUAUUAAGAUAGAUAUUCAAGAUAUAUAGAAAAGUUUUCACCUUAAGAUUUUCAUCCUGUUCCAGUUAUGUAUUCAGUAAGUUAUGAAGAAUAUAGAUAUAGAAAAAAUGAAAUUGAUCACAAAUAAUAAAUAUUUGUUGUUGAAUUAGUUGUUAAUGAAUAAUAAUUACUUAAUACAGAAAAGGGAUAUAGAAGAUAAUUAAGAGAUACAAUUAAAUAAAUAUAUCAAAAUUAUUAAUCUAAAAAAUAAUUAUUAGAAUAAUAAACUGAUGAAGAAGAUUCUAUAAGUGUAUAAGCUAAUUUUAGUGAAUAAAAAAGUGUACAUGAUAAAGAAAUAACAAAUUAUUAAUUUCCUUCUCAUCCUUCACAUUAUUUUGAUGAUGCAUUUUUAUUUGAUAAUAAAGAAGUUUUGAUUACUGAUUAAAUAUUUAGUCCAAAAUAAGAUGAUAAGGGUGACUUUUUUUUAUUAAGUAAUAGAUCAAAAUAAAGUAAACCAUUAUUAGAAGUAACUGAAAGAAAUAGUAAAGACAGUAAUAGAAAGAAUAAAGCAUCUAUAUAAUCAGAACAUAGUGUAGGUGAUGCAUAAUUUAAAGGAUCAAAACUUAAUAUCACAGAAAAAGAAAUAGCAUAAAGUGUUUUUAUUAAAUUUAGUUAGAGAAAGAAAUAAUAAGAAUUUUAUAAUGAAAAUGAAUCUAAAUUACCUUAAGAAAGUAAAGAUUCUUAAUAAUAAAUAUUUGAAGAAUAUUAAGUAAAAUAUACUGAAAAUUUAAAAUUAUUUGAAACAUAAUAUAAUUUAGUUUAAUCCUAAUUAAAUAUUAUUAGCAAUCCAUAUUCAUAUAGAAUAUAAAAAUAUUUAUUUUCAGCUACUUUUAUUUUGAUAAUUUGUUUUAUUAUACUCAUUUCAACAUCCACUUAAGGAUAAUAUGAUUUGACUAAUUGUCUUAAUUUAAUUGAAUUAAUGAUUACAACUUAAACUUCAUUUUCAUAAAUUACACAUAGUUUAUAUCGAAAUGAAAUUACAAAUCAAUUAUAAAUUAAAGAUAUGGAAAUAUUGAAAUAAUUUUAUAAUAAUUAAUUCUUUGGUUAACUUCAAGAAUUAAUAAAUAUUUAAAAUGAUUAUGUAAUUAAAAUUAAUUAAGCUAACUUAAAUGUUGAAUAAUUUUUUGAUAUCGAAAAUAGAAUUUUAAAAAAUAUAACUUUAUAAGAAGUUAUUUAAUUAAGUCUCGGAUAAUUCUAUAAACUUAAAUAAACUAAUAAUAAUCAUUCAUUUAUAGUCGAUUCUUCUAUGACAUUUUCAUCAGUUGCUAAUCUCAAAGAAAUUGGAGAACUUCCUUAAAAGGCUCAUCAAUAAUGCUAUUAAGAAAAUCUUAAUGAUCAUUAAUACUCUCAAAAUAUACUUAUUGUUUAUAUGGUAAUUACUUUUUUCUUAGUAAUGAUGUUAUAAUUUACUUAAAUUCCUCUUAUUUCAAAAUUAAGGAGAAAUCACAGAACUCUUUAUAAAGAAAUCAUUAAACUAUAACCUUUAGAAGUUAAUGAGGAAAUUGAUAUUUAUGAUGGUGUAGUCAAUAUAUUCAAAAGAUCUAUUUAUGAGUGGAUGCUGAUAGAUUUUGUAUAAGAAACAUAAAUGUUUGAUAUUAAUAGACAACGAAAAUCUAUUGCUCAUACUCCUGGAUUAUAAAAAAUAAAUAAUCCUGAUCUCGGAUAAUCUUCUAAUUCAAAUAAAAAAAAUACAAAUAAAUUAAUGGAAAAAUUAAAAAAAUCUAAAAUGAAUCAAAAUAAAUACAUAUCAAUAUUAAUGGCUGGACUACUUGUAAUUUUAGCAUAUUUCCUAGUUGUCUUUCUUAUAAUUUUUAUGCUAUCCAAAGAUAUUAUUUCUAACAUUGAUACUAUAUUCUAAUCUAAAUUGGCACAAUCUUCAAUUAUUAAUUUAAUUAAUAAUGUAGAUUUAUUAGCUUAUUCAACUUUAUCAAAUAAUAUUUAUGAUAACAUUAUGAAUAUCAGUUAAUUUUAAACUUACUCUGAAGUUUUAAGUGAUAAUUCAACUGAUAUGUUUUUUGAAAAAUAUAAGAAUUAAUUACUUUCAUCUUUUGUGGAUGAAUCAUUAUAUAAUAAUUUUAAUAUUUUAAAUGAAAAAAACAUUUGCACACAAGAAGUAGGUAUUGAUUGCUCAUUAACUGAUGCUAUAUCUUUAAAUCCUGGAAUUAUUGCUAAUUAUGAAUAAGGAAUGAAAUCUCUCUUAACUUAAGUAAGUACAAUUAUAGCCCAAUAUCCAUAAUUUUAUGAGACUGAUAAUAUUUAAAAUUCUGAAUAAAUUUUAAUUGAGUUUUACAAUAAUUAAUAUCAUAUCCUUUAUAUUGAUUAUGGUAGUGAAAUUUUGAUUAAAGCAUAUAAAUAACUCAUUAGUAUUGAAAAAGAUUUAUUUAAUUAACUUUUAGAUGUAUAUAAAAAAUUAUUGCUCAUAUUUACAUUAAGUGUUGGUCUAUUUGGAUUGAUUAUUAUUUUAUUUUUAGGAAAAUAUUUACUGAAAAUGUAAAAAGAUUCAAUAGAUACAUGCCUAACAGCUUUAUUACUUGUAUCUCCUAAAAGAUAUUUAAGUAAAUAAUUAGGUUUGGUCAUUUAAAAGAAAUUAUGA
Molecule: messenger RNA, 5724 nt
Organism: Paramecium primaurelia
Lineage: Eukaryota; Ciliophora; Oligohymenophorea; Peniculida; Parameciidae
Source: the annotation of a GenBank genome assembly